This is a messenger RNA of Pygocentrus nattereri (red-bellied piranha), 2728 nucleotides long. RefSeq names its product HAUS augmin-like complex, subunit 5 (gene haus5). The record is from RefSeq and is a predicted model, not a curated record. Bases 438 to 2375 code for a protein of 645 amino acids. Gene Ontology annotation, biological process: spindle assembly; centrosome cycle. Gene Ontology annotation, cellular component: centrosome; HAUS complex. NCBI's taxonomy places the organism in Eukaryota, Metazoa, Chordata, Actinopteri, Characiformes, Serrasalmidae. The transcript has 19 exons.
GAAGUGCGGCUGCGGCGGGAAGUGGGUGAGAUUUGAAGCGGAUGAAGUAGGAAAAUCUUUAAACUUCGCUGAAGAAAAACAUUCAGCUCUUUUAAAAACUUCAUACAGCUGACUCGAUAUAACUGUGACACUGUUUCACACGGCAGGCCGCACACGGUUCAUUAGCGUAUUUUGGUGCGUUGGAAUCAACAAGUAACAGGCAUUUAGCUCCGUUAGCCAGAUUGCUAAUAACAUUCGCUAGAAUUGUCCGUUCCGCCUUAAAUACUGCAGCUGCCGCACCAUUUAAGGUGUAACGGACAAUUCCACUAAGAAACCCGCUUCAGCCUCGUGAGAGUCGGGCAGACAGCGACUGAAGUCUGACCCCGGUGGUGUUUCUGAGGGCAGAGACUCGGCUUUGUUAUCGGUAACCUGCCCUCCUGACUCCAGCUGGGGGUGAAAUGGCGAGUCUGCUUCAGGAGGUGAAGCGCUGGGCGACCGAGGAGCUGGACUUCCCCCUUCACAAACUCCCGCACGACAGCUACAUCAAAACGCUGUGUGUUGGUUCCGGAGCUUCAAUUUGGAAGUAUGUCAUACAGCAUGUUUACCAUGAGAGGAAUGUGAGAGUUAUGCGAGGAAAUCUCCAAUGGUACAAAAUUUUGCAGGACAAAGAGCUGAAGCAGGUGGAGGGCCAGAAUAAAGAUGCUCAGCGUGUGGACUUGCAGAGGGAGAUAGAGGAACUGCAGGCUGAGCUCACUCAGUUAGACCAGAAGAUUAGCACGGCAGAGGAGCAGCUUGCUAAUGAAGAGCAGAACGUGGGCAGGCACUGGGAGAUGUAUGAGGAGAACAGGCUGAGGGAGCUGAUGCUGGACUCCUUCAGGCAGCGUUGUGCAGACGAGCGAAACUCUCUCACAGAGGAGACACACAAGAUCAGCAGCCAACGACAGGCUUUGGAGCAUCUCUCAAAGAAAGCGGAGGUGAAGCUGGUGUUUGGAUCGUCUGACAGCGGAAACACUGGCGCAGCUGCAGAGCCCCUGGUUUUACGGGAUGUUCGCGAGCUGUGCAGCGAGAGAGUGCUCUUCUUCCAGACUCUGCAGGAGAGUGCGCUGAAGGCUGCCUCUUCAGAAUUUACUCCUGAUCAGAGGAAUGCAGCAUAUCAGCACUGGCUCAGUGCAGUUGAGGGUUUGCUGCGUUUUCACCCUCCAAAUCAAGUGCUGUUAGCCCUGCAGACUCUGGCCUCCAAACAGCAGACGGCCCUGGAGGAGAAGACUGCUACUUUGGAUGUGGAACGUGAUGUGUCAGCUCUUGGGUUUCGAUAUGAGAGUAAUCACCUGCUUGAUGUUACGAUGGAAGAGGAGGAAGAUUUGCCACCGGUCAGCUGUCUCUUACAGUCUGCGUGGGAGGACGUGGAGCAGUGUUAUAUGCAGCUGGCAGAGGUACGGAGCAGAGCUCGGCAGCUGCAUGUUGAACUCGGUGAUCUCACGAAGCAGGCAAAGCUAAGAAUUCUUGGACAGGACGAUGACGCUGAACCCAUUGCUAGGAACGCGUUUGAGCUGGAGGUGCAGACGGUGAGGCAGGCUGCAGUGAGAGACAGUGUGAGGGAGCAGUGUGCUCAACUGCAGCUGCAAAACCAAGAGAGACAUGAGGCCCUGCGGAGCCUUCAAGCACAGUGGCAAAGCAUCAUGGACUUCAGACAGCUUGUGGAUAUUAGACAAGAGCAGAUAAGGAGUCUGAUCAAAGGGAACUCCACUAUAAAGACUGAACUCACCCAUGUCCAUUCUGAGUUAAGGCAGUUUGUGCAGGAGAAGCUCAGCCCACAGUUUGGGGAUGUGGUUCGCGCUGCUGUUGGACUUCGUAAUUCCGUUUCCCAGGAGGCCAAGCAGUUCAAUUUGGUGUCCCUCGCUGCUCUGGAUCGCAGAGUUGUAGAUGGUGAGAGAAUACCAGUGGACCAUCUCUCUCUGUAUCGUGUGAACUCACCAGCCCUCCAUACAAUCCGUUGCAGCCUUUCCACACCGAUGUGCAUGGCUGCUGAGGAGCUGUGUUCUCGGACAGUGUCUCAGAGGCUGGAGCUGCGAUUCCUUCGUCGACUUCUGCAGCUGCACUCAGACUCUCUAGCAGACAUGCAGAGACAGACAGCGCAGCUUCCCGCCCCCAGCCAGCAGGCCCUACUGCAGCGUGUGAAAGCAGAGGAUGCGGAGGUGCUGCAGGCUCUACUGCCUCGUGUGCAGGAGCUCACGCAGCGGUGCUCUAAAGGUCUCACCUACGGGAACCAAGUCAGUACUGCCAUUGCACACUGGUGGGAGCAGCCUGGCCAGUUUGCUCUGCCGGAGAAGAAGUGGGAAGGACUGACCUUCCAACAGUGGCUGCAGAGAUGGAAACUGGCUACAAAAAGACUUUAAACAUGCUUUUCAGAAUGUACACUACUAGAGUUAUUCAUUUCCUCAUAUGUAAUUAUGCUGUCUCGCUGAUUAGGAAACAUUUGCUUUUAUAUUACAUCAAGUAUGUUAUAUAACAGUCUGUAAAACAUGAUUAGCAGUAACUGAGCACUCAGCCAACAAAAUUAACAACCCGUGUUUGUUCUUCAGGGCGGUUUGUAUUUCUUGAUACAACAGUUUUCAGUAACUCUGUAAAAAUGGCAUCCUUUCACUGACAUUUUCUGCCAGACAUGAUUUUUUUUAUAUAUAUAUAUACACUUUUUUUAAAGAUGGUCUCACUCAAUCCCAAUAAAUGGUCCUGUUUUUGUACUAACAAA